AGUUUACUCUUCAGUUGUAAAUUUCGACCAAAUUAUAUAGCGGCAAUUUACAGUGUAAUACGAUCUUAGAUUUAAUUGAUACAAAUUCAGUUUAAGCCAUUCUGAAUUAACUCUCUAACCCAUAUGUGUGCAGCUUUAGUCAUAAGCUGCCUUAGAAAUCACUCAGGCACGACUCCGUUGCCAGCGCAACCACCGACCAGGCAGGCAUUGUUUACUAUUGAACUAUUUAUGUAAGCGAGGCAAAAUGCAUAAGAAAAUCUCACUGGAAGACGCUUUCUACGAAAACCUAACUCUGGGUCUCAUCAAAACCCUAUCAACUGUGCCACGCGUCUGCAAUGUGAGCUUGGAGCGUCGGCAGCCGUUGAAUCCCUGCCAGGUGGUCAACUGGGAGCAGAGGCACUGUGUCUACCUGCCAGAGGAUAUGAAAAAGUUUUACCUAUCCACCGAUGGCUUUGUGCUGCAUUGGAGCUAUCAAUACUCGCCUACCGAUGUGCGCCGUGUCGGCUAUAUACACUUUCCGCACCUGCUGCAGGUGACGCUAUUGCGUGAGAAUAUCGAGACCACUCCACUGGUUACCCCUUCCCCGUCGUCAACAAGUUCGACCAGCUCGGCGCCAGUGACUGCCCCGAUAUCCAAAGACAAAUGGGAUAAUCCCUUGCCCAUCAUUACAGCCAAGACCAAGAUAUUCGAAAUUAACAAUAUCAAUGAAGUGGCCAAGGUUUGCAUGCUGUAUGACUCAACCAGCUCGAAUAAUCCAAAGUUUUAUUUGCUGGAGCUAAACACGCUGACUUGGCAGUUCCUGUCCGAGACGUUCAGCGAGUAUCUCCGCAUGGCCAUUGCGCAUUUGGGCUUGCCCUACUGGGAGCUGUGCUUCUCCAGCUUUGGCCUGCCCUCGUGGACGGAGCAGCUGUUUCUGCUGCUAGCUCCGCAUUUGCUGGAGAAAAACGAACAGAGACGUGGACGCACAAUCAAUCCCGCUUGUGAACAUCCUUACAAUAUUCUCGAUCCGAAUAUCUUUCGCAGCAAACCGAAGGGCACGACCAAAUCCUCAACGAGCAUUGCGAAGUCGCAAAACAAGUGAAGCUUUGGUAGCAAAAAUUGUUAAUUUUUAUUAUGUUAACAAAUGCACAAAGAUCGGGUAAGGAUUUAGAUUGUACCGCAAAAAGAAAUGGCUUAAUAUGAACACAUGACAUAAA
Drosophila navojoa is the source of this 1196-nucleotide messenger RNA. Its product is annotated as tubulin polyglutamylase complex subunit 2. The record is from RefSeq and is a predicted model, not a curated record. Gene Ontology annotation, biological process: protein polyglutamylation. Lineage: Eukaryota; Metazoa; Arthropoda; Insecta; Diptera; Drosophilidae.